Eucalyptus grandis is the source of this 1980-nucleotide messenger RNA. RefSeq names its product aluminum-activated malate transporter 9. The record is from RefSeq and is a predicted model, not a curated record. Gene Ontology annotation, cellular component: plant-type vacuole membrane. Gene Ontology annotation, biological process: malate transport. The transcript is spliced from 6 exons. The coding region runs from base 249 to 1799 and encodes 516 amino acids. NCBI's taxonomy places the organism in Eukaryota, Viridiplantae, Streptophyta, Magnoliopsida, Myrtales, Myrtaceae.
CAACCCACUCCUUUAAAUCAGUUUGUCCUUUCCAAAUCUUUUUCAUCCACAAAUUCUUUAACGCACCUUAUAUCCUUUCACCUCCUACUACAGCUAGCUCACAUUCCUUCGCACAUAUAUAACCAAAGCAUUCUUGUUUUGGGAAGCCAUAUAAGGUCUCCUUCCUCAUUUAGCACUCUCAAUAUUGGACUUAAAUCAAUAGCAAAUUGCCAGAUUUUGAAGCACGAUUGUCUGGAAACCUCAGAAGGAUGAAAGGGAAGAAGGGUAGUAUCGAAAUCAACAUUCCUUCGGCUACUAAAAGUAAUAACCACCUGGUAAGCGGGAAGGAGUUCGGGAAUGAUGAUGGGUUCUCAUGCAAAGCAUGGUUGUGGAGGGUCUGGGAAUUUUGCAAGGAAGAUAGCAACAGAGUGAUAUUUGCUCUCAAAGUUGGGCUAGCUGUUCUGCUAGUGUCCUUGCUGAUAUUGUUCCGUGCGCCCUAUGAAAUUUUCGGCACCAACAUUAUUUGGUCGAUCCUCACCGUUGCCAUCAUGUUUGAAUAUACAGUUGGUGCUACUUUCAACCGAGGAUUCAACCGGGCGCUCGGCAGCUUGCUUGCAGGGAUCCUGGCCAUUCUGGUUACUCAGCUCGCUUUAUGCACUGGCCGGAUUGCUGAACCUUUUAUAAUUGGCAUUAGCAUUUUCUUCGUUGGAACUGUUACAUCGUUCAUGAAACUGUGGCCCUCGCUCGUUCCGUAUGAGUAUGGAUUCAGGGUCAUACUCUUCACCUUCUGCUUGAUAAUAGUAUCCGGUUAUAGAAUGGGAACCCCGAUAAAGACGGCGAUGGAUAGGCUCUACUCAAUUGCGAUUGGAGGGUUCGUGGCUGUCAUAGUGAAUGUGCUUGUUCAUCCUAUCUGGGCCGGAGAGCAGCUGCACAGGGAACUGGUCAAGAGCUUCGACUCGGUUGCUGACUCGCUAGAAGAGUGCGUGAAGAAAUAUUUGGAAGACGACGAUACAGUCCAUCCAGAGUUUUCCAAGACAAUCAUGGACGAAUUUCCUGAUGAGCCUGCUUACCGGAAAUGCCGUGCAACAUUGAACUCCUCGGCGAAGCUUGAUUCUUUGGCGGUUUCAGCGAAAUGGGAGCCACCUCAUGGAAGAUUCCGACACUUCUUCUACCCGUGGUCAGAGUAUGUAAAAGUUGGGGCAGUCUUGAGAUACUGCGCUUACGAGGUCAUGGCUCUUCAUGGUGUCCUGCACUCAGAGAUUCAGGCUCCACACAAACUCCGGAUUGCCUUCCGCUCGGAGAUUCAUGAUGUUUCGAGUCAAGCAGCCGAGCUGGUGAGGAUCUUGGGGAAGGACAUUAGUAGCAUGAGGCGAACGCUCAAGACCUCUCGGCUUAAAAGAGUUCACUUCUCCACCGAGAAGCUGCAAGGCGCCAUAGACCUGCAUUCUUAUCUCCUCACAGCCCACAUUGGCACGCCCGAAAACUCAUCCAUCAGCAGGCCGCUCAAUCCAAAGCCCGACGAAAACUCUGGCGAGCAAAACUCGGGGCCUAUUGUGCAGCCCGAGACAUACCACGAGAUGAUGAGGAAGCAGUCGAGGAGGCUUUAUUCAUGGCCAUCAAGGGAAGUUGAUGCGUUUGAAGAAGAGGGGGCAUUGAACAUGGAUUUUCUGCCAAUAAUGAAUAAACUCGAGAGCACCGCUUCGCUUUCCCUCGCAACGUUCACUUCGCUGCUCAUCGAGUUCGUGGUUAGGUUGGAUCAUUUGGUCGAAGCAGUCGAAGAGCUCUCUAAGUUGGCCAAGUUCAAGUCCGAGGCCCUGUAAUUGUGAGAGACUGAAACGACUUACUAAACUGAUGUUCACUUCACAUGAUACUGAGAAAGGAUGGGGUAUAGAUGAAGGAAGUUUCUUGUAAACCAGAACAACGAGGCUUCAUGACCAUAAUACAUAUAUGAUUAUGUAAUAUCAAAGUACAAGGGCCAAUGGAUGGAACAAGUUUCUAAUU